Messenger RNA from Lolium perenne, 2143 nucleotides. RefSeq lists its product as uncharacterized. The record is from RefSeq and is a predicted model, not a curated record. Lineage: Eukaryota; Viridiplantae; Streptophyta; Magnoliopsida; Poales; Poaceae. Gene Ontology annotation, biological process: lipid metabolic process.
CUCCACUCCAAACGAGGCAACGACGACUCCCUUCCCCUCUACAGCUCCCCUCUACCCGCGCGCGCGUCCCCGUGCCCCGAUGGGGUCGCCGGGGGUGGCGACGGCGGCGGGCACGGCGGUGCUGGUCUACCUGGUGCUGUCGGGCCGGCUCUGCGGGGACGGCGCCGACGGAGCAGUUGGCGGGCGGGGCGCCAUGGAGGACGAGAUGAUAUCCUCCGCGGUUUCUGCGGCCGCGGCGGCGAGGGAGCGGAGGAAGCAGGACGCGCGGUCCCGGCGGCGGGCGAGGCGGGGGCGGCGGUGGCCGGAGCGGGCCCCGCAAGGGUGGGGCGAGGCGGUGGUGGAGGCCGCCAGGACCGUGCGCUUCGCCUACGGGGAGACGCUCGGCAAGUGGUCCCUCGGGGAGCUCGCCUUCGGGAUCAACUACUACAUGCGGCAGCAGGGUAAUCUGCAGCAUGAGUAUGCUGGCAGUGAUUCUGUCCCACUGGGAGGGCCUAGGGCGAGGGAGGAGCUGAUUUCACUACUAAGAUAUAUGAAGCUGUGCAUGUAUUUCUCAAAGAAGCCAUACAAAGUGUUUUUAGAGUUUGGUGGCUAUGAUGAGAGUGAUGUUCUUAUUAAGAAAUCUAAGGCGAGGUUUCUGAAGCCUGCUUUCACAGUUGUGCGUGAAAGAAGUUCAAAAUGCUUUCUCCUUUUUAUUCGGGGGGCUAUCAGUGUUAAGGAACGGCUGACGGCAGCAACUGGAGCAGACAUUCCGUUUCAUCAUGUUGUGGCUAAAGGUGGUCGUGUGUCCAACCUAGUGUUGGGAUAUGCGCAUUGUGGAAUGGCUACAUCGGCUCGCUGGAUUGCAGGUCAGGCCACUCCUUGCCUCAGUAAAGCAGCCGCGCAAUUCCCAGACUACAGAAUUAUGAUCAUUGGCCAUUCAAUGGGUGCUAGUAUCGCGGCGUUGUUGACAUGCAUUCUACGUGAGAAUGAUAGGUUAUCAUCAUCUACAUGUAUCGCAUUUGGUCCAGCUGCUUGCAUGACAUGGGACUUGGCUGAGUCGUGUAAAGACUUCAUUACGACCAUUGUCAAUAGAAAUGAUGUAGUGCCAUCCCUUGGCAGAGUUUCGACUGCCAAGCUCCGUACAGAGGUUAUGGCAUCAACUUGGGUGCAUGAACUUCGUGAACAGAUUCAACAGACUAGAUUCCUAGGUUUCGUCAAUCGCUCUGUGAGCUUCAUGCGAGCUCAUGUACCCUUUGUAUCUGAUCCAAGAUCUAAGAUUGUCGAUGCCAAUAUGCUUCAGCCUUACACAUCUGAGGCUGAGAUUAAGCCUUCAGAAGAUAUCCAUUGUGAUGUGAAGAAACGCCCUUCGCUAGUUUGCUGGUCAUGUGGUUCUGCACAGAAGCAGGCUAUUGACCCUGAAAAACAUACUCAGGACAUGACAAAUGAAACUGAUGUUGAUGACAGAACUGAAAAAAGCGACACUGAAGCAGCAGCUCAGAAACUAGCCUCAGUUUCUCUUGGAGCGUCAGACGAUGAGGACACUAACAGAGAGGACAAUAAAUCACCUCCGAUAGGAACUGACAAAGGACAGGCCAUGGAAUUUCAAGAAUCCUUGACCAGCAAGCAGCAGGAACUGCCACCGUCAGGACCUUCCGAAUAUCCCCUCCAGCUAUAUCCUCCAGGACGAAUACUGCACAUGGUUGCAUUGCCAGCUGCAGAGCCAAACACAAGUCAGCAAGGUGGCCAGGAGGAAGUUGUCACCCUAUAUGAGACACCUCGACAUCUCUACAGCAAGAUUCGACUGGGGAAAUCCAUGGUAGGGGAACAUUACAUGCCCAAGUAUAUCAAUACAAUGGAGCUGUUGAUUGAGAAGCUUGCAGGGGAGGACGACGACGGUGACCAGCUGGAGUUGUUGUAGCAUUGACUGGUGUACAGAAUGAUUGUUGUACAGAUCGUGGAAACAAAAGUUAGUGUUUCAGUUUGCUAGUACCUUAGAUCUGAUUUUUUUUUAGGGUUUGCCAUAGCAAUAAAGAAGUUGUACAAUCUCUAGUUGACUCUGUUCUGUUUUUCUGUUCUCAUUUCCCUUUGACAAUCAUCACAGGAUCAGCUCAAAGAGCAGAAGCUUGGUGAUGGUUUCAGUAAUUCAGCAGUGUUGUUGUUCUUA